UCCAUCUCUUUCAAAGACCCACAAUUUCUUCUUCUUCUCCAACCUUCAACCCUCCAUAACUUCAUCAAUUCUUGUCCAAAUUAAGUGAAAUCGGAGUCUAUCUUGACUAAUUUUUCACGUAGUUUCUGAUUUUGACAAGAGAUUUACAAGGAAACGCCGUUUUUGGGUCCGAACUUCAAACCCUAGCUUCGAAAAUUUUGGGGCUUUUUGAAGUUUUUGCCUCAUUUGUGUUUCUUACAUCUUCAAACAAGGAAAAUGGUUAAGACAAAAGAACAAGCGAGAUCUAGUUCGUCAUCAUCGAAAGGGAAAGGCAAACAAGUGGAACAACAACCGCGAAAGAGACAAUAUUUGGGCCGAGUGGAUGAAAGUGAAAGUGAGGAAGAGAUGGAGUUGGACCCGACUGAAAAGCCGAUAUGGAAUUCGGGUCCAUUAGAUGAUCAAGCCGAGGAGUGGCAACCGACACUCUACCAUGACAGCAUGAAUAAGUUGAAGAAUAAGGCUGCUGCAUUCAUUUGUGAAAGAGAAGUUAAUGAGGUUCAAUUUGGCCAGUUCGGGGUGUUUGGUAAAUUCCGCGCUCUAGGUUGGGAGGGGGCGCUGAGUUGUUAUGAUAAAGAUAAAAGCAACCUGUUUAUGACCGAAAUUCAAGAGUGGAUGGCAACUCUUAAGGUUAACCAAUAUGACAGGCCAUCGCAAAUGAAGCUAACGGGUAUUGUGAAUGGAAUUCCAGUGGAGAUGUCUUUUACCACAUUGAAGAAAUUGGGAAAGUAUGACAGUCUACCGGCUAGUGAUUAUAUGUUACCGACUCCUGAUGACCUCCUGAUUAAACCGGAGAAACAUGUUCAAUGGAAUGAUAUGUUGGCAGCAAUAUUUUUACCCGGUAAAUACAGUGGUAUUCUAUACCGGAAGAAUUUAAAAAUAGAAGCUAAAUUGUUGUUAGCCAUAUGUGUUCUCAAUGUUAUUCCACGAAGGGGAGACAAGGAGCAGGUGAGGUUUCCCGAAGUACCCGUUCUUUACGCGUUAAUGCAUGGGUCUCCGCGUUUUCCGAUACGCUAUCUGAUCAUGAACCACUUAUGGAUCUGCCGAAAUAAGUAUGGAAGAGAGAUCGUCCCGUAUUGUCGAAUAAUUACGGGAUUGAUGAAACAACAAAAGGCGAUAACAUCUGAAGAUCGAGGAGCAACAAAAAGGCAUCAGCCUUUUACGUUGGAUAAGUUGGGGAUUGGGUGGUCAUAUACACAAUUGGAGCGUUAUCACAAGUUAAAGUCGGAAGGGCAAAGGUGGAGGGCACUAAAGUUGGGUGCACGAGAUUUGUUACCGGGUGAGCCGGACGAGCCGGAAAGCGAUGAAGAAGUAGUUCCUAGCGGUGACGAGGAUUAUGCGGACGAGCCGCAUGGUGGUGAAAAUGUUGGUCAAGGGGGUUAUGGUAGAGGUUACGGUGGUAUGUUUUACGAUUAUACGGAACAGUCUUAUGAGCCGGGUUGGGCUUAUAACGGUACAAUGCAAGAAGUGAUUGAGAAUCAACGUCCUCCGGCAUCUAUUUUUGAUACAUGGUCGGGGUCGGAGAGGAGGUUGUAUGAUCAAAACACGAGGAAUAGUGCAAGUAUAGAGCGGUCGUUAAAACAUAGCUUUGAUCGUCAAGAGUCAGGGAACCGCACCUUUGCGUAUUCCCAAGAGGUGGAAACGAAUAAUAGAUAUCAUGACGACCAAGAGAGAAGAAUGCACGCUGAUUAUCAUGCCGGGCGCCGGUGGUUGUGGAUCCACAACAUGUGGAUUAUGCGUCUCUACCACUGUAUGAUGGUAGUGUUUCGUAUCCAACCCCGCCGAUCCACCACUCACAACGGAUUGACCCAAGGCAACAAGAAGGAGCACAACAACAACAAGGUGGAAGUAGUAGCGGCUCAUUUGCGUUCGGAGAAUGGAACGAUAUGAUGUCUUCCAUUUUUGGGCCGCCGGGACCGCGCUAUUAUUAAUCAGGUUGUGUUCUAUCUUUGUAUAUUUUGUGCAUAUUUGUUAGUUUGAUAUGUUUAUGGUUGGGAGGUUGGGUGGUGUAUGAUUGUGUUGUUUUGUUGGGUUGGUGCUUGUUGGUGGUGUCAUGUUUUUUUAAAAAAAAAAGAAGAAAAAAAACAUAAAAAAAUUAUAAAAUGAAAAAUCCAAAAAGAAGUUUGGGGUUCGAGUGUAGAAGCUUUUCGUGGAUGAUUGAAUGGAUUUUAGUGAUCAAAGCCUCCUAAAACCAUACAUUGGGGUCAAUGUAUCCCAAGUGUGGGGAUGGGGGGAAUUUUUGAAGAUUUAAAAAAAAAAAAUCGAGCCAAGCGAAACAAUGUGAAAAUUUGAACACCCUAGAUUAACCCUAAAUUGAAGCACCGGCAACCCUUGAUACCCUUUCAUUCUUGGUGAGAGUUGUAGCCACACUUGUACAUAAAUAAUGAUUGUCUUUGAUGAGAGUGGCUACGGGUGGGGGUGCAUUAGAACUUGUGCUUGAAUGCGGUUUGAGGCCUUAGUUGAACAUGAAUGUGAAAAGGAUAGGGGCAUUUAGGUAACCUCGUUGGUGUGAGCGAGUGUGGGAUUUGGGGAGUUGGACUCA
Messenger RNA from Helianthus annuus (common sunflower), 2578 nucleotides. RefSeq lists its product as uncharacterized. Lineage: Eukaryota; Viridiplantae; Streptophyta; Magnoliopsida; Asterales; Asteraceae. The transcript has 2 exons. Bases 256 to 1926 code for a protein of 556 amino acids. The record is from RefSeq and is a predicted model, not a curated record.